This is a messenger RNA of Abrus precatorius (Indian licorice), 3311 nucleotides long. RefSeq names its product S-adenosylmethionine decarboxylase proenzyme. Bases 2012 to 3082 code for a protein of 356 amino acids. Gene Ontology annotation, cellular component: cytosol. Gene Ontology annotation, molecular function: adenosylmethionine decarboxylase activity. Gene Ontology annotation, biological process: spermine biosynthetic process; spermidine biosynthetic process. Lineage: Eukaryota; Viridiplantae; Streptophyta; Magnoliopsida; Fabales; Fabaceae. The record is from RefSeq and is a predicted model, not a curated record. The transcript is spliced from 3 exons.
CAACUCUUUUAUUCCGUAUCGCUCGUUCUUUCUCUCUCGAUCUCGAUUCUUCGUUUCAAUAUCUAGGGUUUUUGCCGUCAUAUACUUUGCUCUUUUGCUUCGUAUCUAUUCUCUGCGUUUUGUUUUUCUUGGAUUGAAGUUGUUGAGAGCUUAAUUCGUUGCGGCAUUGUAAUCCGAAUUUAUCAAAUCAGGUAUCUGUUUUCGUUUUCGCCGCCUUGAUUUUAUGGCGUUCUUCGUUUUAUCUGUAUUUUUGUUGUAAUGAUUGUGUAAUUUUUGGAUUCGAUGAUCUUUUUUAUUUGUUGGUUUACUUUAUAUGUUUUGAUCUUUUGAUUUGAUUUGUGUGCUUAUUUUAUUAUUGUUCAUGGAGUAUAAAUAUUAUUCUGUUUCCGUUCUUUAUAUAUCUGUUUUUUGUGUUUUGAUCCUUUAUAUUUCUGUUUUUUGUGUUUUGAUCGUUGUUUUUUUUUUUUUUAUGAUUAUCAUUUGCGUCUGUUAUUUAAGAUUUCCAUUCGAUGUGUCGGUUUGUGGAUGUAUUUGCUCUAUAAUUGUCAUGUCUGUCGAACUGUAUAACUGGGACCUGUUAUACAUUUAUUGGUUGAUCUUGUAUGUUCAAUCUUUUUCUUUUGCUAUUCUGGUUUUACCUUUUUAUUGUUUUCUUUAGUUUGUUAUUUUUUUAUAAAAAAUUUUCAUUGUUCAUUGAUUUCGAUGUGUACGAAUUAUUGAAAAUUUAGGCCCGUUGUUUUAGAUUUUACUUAAAAUUAUUUUAAAUGAUUUUAUUUUGAAAUAAAUUAUUUUUAAAAGAUUGAUGUUUAAAGGAUUGAUUUAAAAGUGAGUUUAGAAUAAUUAAUUUUAUUUAAAUAGUGAGGUAGCAUAAUUUUUUAAACGUAAAUACAGGUACUUUCCAUUUAUUUUUCAUGUCUUUCACCCACAAUCGAUUUUACCAACCUUGAGGCAAAUUGUUUUUACUCUUUUGAUGUUAGAGAAUUUAUACAUCAUUAUUUGGAAUCUAUAAAUCAAAUUUUUGUCUUGCGUACGGGAACUGUGAAUUAAAAGUGCAUGAUAAAUCCCUAGAUUUUGGUGGAGCUAGAGUUUUUUUUUUUUCAAGGAGGCUAAGAAAGAGAGUAUAAUAUAUGAUAAAAAAAUAAACCUUUAUUUUUAAGGUUGUGCUAGCCUUGUUUCAUAAAAUAACAUAAUCAAUCAUCACAUUGUGAAGAAGAAAUCAUUUUGUAUGUUGUCGUGAACCUUACUUCUUAUACCUUCAUAGCUACAAAGUAUAAUUUACAAUAGUCAUGACUCAUGGGAGCGAGAGUAAUUCAUCUUGGUUAUAUACACAAGAAGAAUUAAAAUUAAUUGUGGCAAUUUGUCAACCAACAAUUACUUCGUAAAUCUCAAUUAGUUUUUUUUGUUUUCUUUAUUUUUAAUUAUUAUAAUAAAUAAAUGAUUUGUUGAAUAAUAAUAAGAGGAUUCUUAUAAAUAUAUAUUUUGUAUGAAUUAGAAGAUGUAUAAAAUUUUUCGGGGUGAUCACGGCAUAUUUAGUCAUCCAAUGUCUCUACCCUUUCCUAGAUUUAGUUAUUUUGUUGCCAAUGGUAUUCUUGCGUUCUGUUUCUCUUAUUUUCCUGGAUUGAUUUAGGAGUUCAGACAAAUGCUAAUAUAUGUCUGUUGAUUGUGUUGUCAUAGGUCUGAAUGAACUAAUGGAGUCCAAAGGUGGUAAGAAGAAGUCUAGUAGUAGUAGUAAAUCAUUGUUCUACGAAGCUCCCCUCGGCUACAGCAUUGAAGACGUUCGUCCAAACGGUGGAAUCAAGAAGUUCAGAUCUGCUGCUUACUCCAACUGCGCUCGCAAGCCAUCCUGAUAUCCCACCGGAUAGACAUUUCCUUGCAUGCAACCAGUGUUUUAUUAGCAGUUUUUUUGUUUUCUUUUAGGUUUAGUUACUACUCUCCUUCAAACAUCUUUCCAAUCCCUCUCUUUGCGAUUGUACUCUCUGCUGGUUCCUAUUGCAUUCAUAUCUCCUGAAACAUGGCCAUGCCUGUGUCUGCAAUUGGUUUUGAAGGUUAUGAAAAGAGGUUGGAAAUAUCCUUUUUCCAACCAGGAGUUUUUUCUGACCCCGAAGGAAGGGGUUUGAGAGCUCUUACAAAAUCCCAGUUGGAUGAGAUUCUAACACCAGCUGCGUGCACCAUUGUUUCUUCUCUUUCAAAUGAUGACGUUGACUCCUAUGUUCUGUCUGAGUCUAGCCUCUUUGUUUAUCCCUACAAGAUCAUCAUUAAAACCUGUGGCACUACCAAGUUACUGCAUGCGAUCCCACCCAUAUUGAAGUUAGCUGGGGUCCUUUCCCUUAAUGUUAGAUCUGUACGGUACACGAGGGGAAGUUUCAUUUUUCCUGGUGCUCAGCCAUAUCCCCAUCGGAAUUUUUCUGAGGAAGUAGCUAUCCUUGAUGGCUACUUUGGGAGGCUUGGGUCAGGCAGCAUGGCUUAUAUUAUGGGUGGCUCAGACAAAGCACAGAAAUGGCAUGUUUACUCUGCCUCGGCUGAUUCAUUGACUCCAACCGACAAUGUUUACACUCUAGAGAUGUGCAUGACGGGCUUAGACAGAGAGAAAUCAUUGGUUUUCUUCAAGGAACAGUCUGAUUCAGCAGCCCAGAUGACUGUCAAUUCUGGCAUUAGAAAGAUUCUUCCAGAUUCUCAGAUAUGUGAUUUUGAUUUCGACCCAUGUGGUUAUUCAAUGAAUUCUGUUGAAGGUGCUGCUGUGUCUACCAUUCAUGUUACGCCAGAAGAUGGUUUCAGCUAUGCAAGCUUUGAAACUGUGGGGUACGACCUGAAAGUGGUGAAUCUGAACGAUUUGGUUGAGAGAGUAUUGGCAUGUUUCCAACCAACUGAGUUUUCUGUAGCUGUUCAUGCGGACAGAGCAAGUAAGUCAUUUGAGCAGAGUUCUUUGCUGGAUGUUAAGGGAUACUGUCGCGAAGAGAGGAGCCACGAGGGGCUUGGAAUGGGUGGUACUGUUGUCUUCCAAAGAUUCGUCAAAACUUGUGACUGUGGUUCGCCUAGAUCAACUCUUAAGUGCUGGAAAGAUGAAGAAGAUGAAGAAGAGUAGUUCAGUGUCUUUAUGGUCCUUCUUUUAAUUAAAAAUAAGUCUGGUCUUCCAGGCAUUGAUGUACUUGUUAUCUCGUGGUUUUCAUUUGUUGUCCGUUUUUAGACUUGUUUGUGUGGAAGGUACACCUAUUGGUCUUUACUUUUGAACAUCAAAGCAUUUGGUUUGAAUCCAUUUCGAUGGCUAUUAAGUUUUUGUUUUAACUCAUGUAAUCAAAUAUUUGGGUGAUGUU